Molecule: messenger RNA, 1979 nt
Organism: Xenopus laevis (African clawed frog)
Lineage: Eukaryota; Metazoa; Chordata; Amphibia; Anura; Pipidae
Product: gastrula zinc finger protein XlCGF8.2DB-like
Exons: 1
Source: RefSeq, a predicted model, not a curated record
CAGCUCAUCCAUCAGAGAAAUGACACUGAUUCAUCAGAGAAUUUACAUACAGACUCUGAGGAAAAUACUUUUCAAAAUAGUAACUUUGUCUCAAGCCAGGAUAUCCACAAAGGGAAGAAAAUACUCAGUUGUACAGAAUCUGAUAAAGAUUUCACACACCAGACAAUCCAAAGAGGGCAGAAACUUUCCUCUUUCACAGAAUGUUGGAAACAAUUAAAUUCUAAAAGCAGCUUUCACUCUCAGAAAAUCCACACAGGAGAGAAACCUUUCUCUUGUACAGAAUGUGGGAAAGCAUUCUGUUAUAAGUUCAACCUUCACACACACCAGAAAAUCCACACAGGAGAGAAACUUUUCUCUUGUACAGAAUGUGGGAAAGAAUAUUCUGAUAAGUCCAGCCUUCACAAUCACCAGAGAAUCCACACAGGAGAGAAACCUUUCUCUUGUACAGAAUGUGGGAAACAAUUCACUGAGAAGUCAAAACUUCACAGACACCAGAAAAUACACACAGGAGAGAAACCUUUCUCUUGUACAGAAUGUGGGAAAGCAUUCUGUUAUAAGUUCAACCUUCACACACACCAGAAAAUCCACACAGGAGAGAAACCUUUCUCUUGUACAGAAUGUGGGAAAGAAUUCACUGAUAAGUCCAGACUUCACAAUCACCAGAGAAUCCACACAGGAGAGAAACCUUUCUCUUGUACAGAAUGUGGGAAAGAAUUCUCUGAGAAGUCCAGCCUUCACAAUCAUCAGAAAAUUCACACAGGGCAGAAACGUUUCUCUUGUACAGAAUGCGGGAAAGAAUUCUCUAAUAAAAGCCACCUUCGUACACACCAUAAAAUCCACACAGGGGAGAAACCUUUCUCUUGUACAGAAUGCGGGAAGGAAUUUUCUCAUAAAAAACACUUUUACUCACAUCAGAAAAUCCACACAGGAGAGAAACCUUUCUCAUGCACAGAAUGUGGGAAAAAAUUCUCUGAAAAGUCCAGCCUUCGCACACACCAUAGAAUCCACACAGGAGAGAAACCUUUCUCUUGUACAGAAUGUGGGAAAGAAUUCUCUCAUAAGUCCAGCCUUUACACACACCAUAAAAUCCAUACAAAAGAGUAACCUUUCUCAUGUACAAAAUGUGGGAAAGAAUUCUCUGAUAAGUCCAACCUUUGUAGACACUAAAAUCCACACAGGAGAAAAACCAUUCUCCCCGGAACAGCGAGUAUUCCAAUUCAAUACACACAUCUUUUCCUGGCUGCUGGAUUCAUCUAUUCCAUGCUUCACCUGGGCAAGUUGUGAAUAGUGCACUUCUUCCAAACCACUGAGGAAGCUUGCCAGUGGCUCAACAACCCGUGGUGCAACUGAUAUGAGCAUCUCGUGGUUAGUAGGACCUACUUAUGUUUACCCUACAUGCACUAACCAAAGUAACUACACAACAGCUACAGACUAUGCACAAUGAGACUGUUUGGUAAGUGCGGAAACUCAGGGAAAAGGCGUAACAAGACUAUUGGCUGUUUCUUUUAUUUGAACUUGGCUACAAUGCACAAAUUUGGCCUCCAUAUAAGACUGUAGGUCAACCAGUGCAGAGUGGUACAUAUAGUGGGCAAAACAAUGCACAGGAGGAUUGAAUACCCAUUGGAGUAGUACUCAACAUAGAUGAUGCUUGCGUACACUGCUUAAAUCUAAUACAAGGCUAAACUGGUGCCUCAAAAGCAGUGAAGCUAUUGGAGCUCCAAAAAUACUCAAUGCAGUAUUUGAGGUCCAACUCUCCCUGGGAUUACAAAUUCUAAACAGAUGCCAGUAAGCAGACUCUUAUAGGAAAAAGUGGAUAAGAUGACAUUGGUACUAUGGACAAGGAUUUUCAUCGCUGUUCAUUAACCUGGGCACACUGUUAAGCUGGAAACUUAAAGUAACAAGGUGCAUGCAGGACAUAGGGCAAAUGGUCUUCAAGAUCUAGCUAUUGUAAUAUCACCUGGAAAGGCUCCCUGGCAGUG